CAACUGUAACCAAUCGAUAGUACUGCAGUCAUUGUAUUGAUCUUCAACUCAAUAUUAGUUAAUCUGGAAUAUUUCUUUUAAACAACACAUUGAUACUUAUAAAUAGCUUCUUCAAUGACAUCGUUUAAACCUCCGACUUUCUUUUCAGGAAAUGUGUUGAAACCAGAUGAGGACAAUAGAGAUUACCAAAUCAUCACUCUUGCCAAUGGAUUACAAGCUGUUGUUAUUUCAGACCCUUCUACGGACAAGGCUGCUGCUGCUAUGGAUGUUCAUGUAGGACAUCUAUGCGAUCCUGAAGGUGUAGCUGGACUGGCUCAUUUCUGUGAACAUUUACUAUUUAUGGGCACUGAAAAAUAUCCGCAAGAAAACGAUUACUCUCAGUUUCUAUCUGAGCAUGGCGGACAAUCAAAUGCAUUCACCAGUGCUGAAAAUACCAACUAUCAUUUUGAGGUCUCUGCGUCUAAUCUGGAAGGUGCUCUUGACCGAUUUGCACAGUUUUUCAUCUGUCCACUUUUUUCUGAAUCGGGCACAGAUCGUGAACUCAAUGCUGUUGAUUCUGAACAUAAAAAGAACAUACAAGUUGAUACCUGGAGAAAUUACCAACUCCAGAAAGAUUUAUGUAAUCCAAAGCAUCCUUUUGUUAAAUUUGGGACAGGAAAUUUGGAAACACUCAAGGAUAUUCCCCUCAGUAAAGGAAUGAAUCUUCGAAAAGUGCUUUUGGAAUUUCAUGAUAAAUAUUACAGUGCAAAUAUUAUGAAACUGGCUGUCGUUGGAAAAGAACCCAUCGAGACGUUGGUGGAAUGGGUAGCUUCCAAAUUUUCGGAUGUCAAGAACAAAUCCAUUGAUGUACCAAUUUUUUCCAAUGAUGCACUUACUGCAGCCGAACUUCAAAAAGAAAUUCUUGUCAAGCCAGUCAAGGAGACUCGCACACUAACUUUAACCUUUCCCUGUGCUGACACAAGGAAACUUUACAAGUGCUCUCCAUCGCAAUACGCAUCCCAUCUAAUUGGCCAUGAAAGCAAUGGCUCAAUUCUGUCUCUCCUUAAGAAAAAAGGAUGGGCUCAUGGACUUACCGCUGGAAAUAGCGGUAUGGGCGCUCGAGGGUUUGAGUUUAUGAGAAUAAUUGUUGAACUGACUGAAACUGGGCUUGAAAACUACGAGGAUAUUAUUGAAAUCAUUUUCCAGUAUAUUGCUUUGAUCAAAAGCACUCCUAUUGAAGAGUGGAUAUUCCACGAAGCACAAGCCGUUACCUCCAUUGCCUUUAGAUUCAAAGAAAAGUCUUCUCCAUUUGCGUAUGCUAGCACUCUUGCCAAGAACCUUCAACUCUACGAGCCUCAAGAUGUCAUUUCUGGUAGCUACUUGUUGGAGUAUCUUGACCGCGAUGCAAUCAAGGCGGAUUUGAGUUUCUUGAAGCCAGAUUCAUUUAGAACUAUGAUUGUUUCACCAAAUUUUGACACUACUGGAUGGACUGAAGCCAAUUACUAUGGAACAAAGUAUUCUGUCAAGGACUUUACCGAGUCUCUCAAAAAGCGUCUUCUGAACAUCAAGUUGAACUCUGAGCUGAGUCUUCCAGAAAAAAACACCUUUAUUCCCGAAGACUUUACUGUUGAGAAAAAGAUUGUUGAAAACCCCAGCACCCAUCCUAUGAUUAUUAUGGAUUCGCCAAUUCUUCGCAUAUGGCACAAGCAAGAUGACACCUUUUUUGUUCCCAAGGCGAACAUCUUUUUUGGCAUUACUACACCACUUGCCUAUCAAGAUGCAAAAUCAUGUGUUCUCACAAGGCUAUUUACUGAUUUAUUCAAAGAUGAGCUCAAUGAAUUUUCAUACUAUGCAGAGGUUGCAGGGUUGCAAUAUCUUUUUGACAACACUGCUGGUGGCAUGACUCUUUCCAUCCAUGGAUAUAACGACAAGAUGCAUAUCCUGCUUGACAAAAUUGCUGGAAAACUCAAAGAAUUUGUUGUGGAUGAACAGCACUUUGAUCGUAUUAAAGACCAGGCAAGUCGUAUUAAGAUAAAUUUCGAUAGCGAGUCACCGCAUACACAUGCCAUUUACAGAAUUACUCAGAUAACCCAGCAAUUCAUGUUUUCCAAUGAACAAAAACUUGCAGCACUCGAGCCUCUUACAUCCGGAGAUGUGCAGGCAUUUUAUCCCAGUCUAUUUCAGAAAAUCCAUAUCCAGCAGCUGGCUCACGGCAACAUCACCAAGCAGCAUGCAAUUGAUAUUGGAAAAAUAUUAGUUGACCGAUUAGCGCCUACUGAACUGCCAGAAUCGCAGCGUUUUUGGAGCAUGCCAACUUAUAAAAUUCCUGAAGGAAAAUUGUUUAUUCAUACUCGCAACGUACCCAACGCCGAAAAUCUGAAUUCGGCAAUCGAGUAUAUUUUACAGAUUGGGUCGAUUACUGAUCAAAAAGUACGCAUUAUGCUAGGUUUGAUUUCUCAGAUUGGUCAAGAGCCAGCAUUCGAUCAACUUCGUACCAAAGAGCAACUAGGUUAUCUCGUAGGCACUGGCAUGCGUAAGCAAACUGGAAUGAUGUCGUAUCGUGUCGUUGUUCAAAGUGAGAGGGAUCCUGCUUAUUUAGAGCAUCGCAUUGAAGCAUUCUUGGCUAAAUUUGAGUCGAUCCUUACAGACAUGCAGCCAGAAGAUUUCAAGAAACACCGAACGGCUUUUACGACAAAAAUGCUAGAAAAGCUAAAGAAUAUUGGACAAGAAUCCAGCCGAUACUGGAGCCACAUCAACUCGCUUUACUACGACUUUGAGCAGAAUCUGCACGAUGCUGAACAAAUUCAGCAUGCAACUCAAGAACAAGUCAUUGAAUUUUUCAAGCGUUAUAUCUCGCCAAACUCGACUCUUCGACACAAACUUUCCAUCCAUAUGCGCAGCCAAAAAAACGGGCAGGAGACUGGACCAGAAGGCGAAGCUAUUUUGAAAGGAUCAAUUGUAUUGGACGAGAGCACCAACUUGGAUGCGUUUAAAACUGGAUUAGAGUUGACUGAUUAUGCCAAACCUAUCAAGCCUGUUGAAACAUGGCUUUCUGAAUAAAAUAACUGGCAUUUCCAGCUU
Messenger RNA from Batrachochytrium dendrobatidis JAM81, 3060 nucleotides. RefSeq lists its product as uncharacterized. Gene Ontology annotation, molecular function: metal ion binding; metalloendopeptidase activity. Lineage: Eukaryota; Fungi; Chytridiomycota; Chytridiomycetes; Rhizophydiales. The coding region runs from base 115 to 3039 and encodes 974 amino acids. The transcript is spliced from 19 exons. Gene Ontology annotation, cellular component: mitochondrion; cytosol. The record is from RefSeq and is a predicted model, not a curated record. Gene Ontology annotation, biological process: peptide catabolic process.